This is a messenger RNA of Hippocampus comes (tiger tail seahorse), 1126 nucleotides long. Lineage: Eukaryota; Metazoa; Chordata; Actinopteri; Syngnathiformes; Syngnathidae. The record is from RefSeq and is a predicted model, not a curated record.
UCGUCAGACUGAAUCCCAGCGGGGCAGGAAAUUCAAGAGAAGUUCCUCUAAAGCUCAUCGCUUCCUUUUGGUUUCGAGUCCGACGCGCACGCGCGCACGCGGCCGCGCCGGCGUGUCUUAGGCCUCUUGUGCACCGUGUGCGGUUGUUGGCGUGCGCGUGUGUGGGAGACCCCUCACCUUGUCCUUCUGUGAACUUUGGUGAUUUAAAGGAAAUUGUCAACCACAUUUUCACACUGAAAUCAUCACUUUGUGUGCGCGCGCGAGCGAGCGCAUCUCAUCUUUUAAAUGCGAGACCUCGCCGACAAGUCGACACUUUGGCACCUCGACAUCACUGCCGGCACCAAGUCGAGGCCCGGCUCGAGAAUCGGACCUGCGAUGCACACAAACGCGAGAGCCCGGUUGAGAACGUUUGCCAUGGCGAGGGCCGUGCUUGGAGUCUGCGCCUACUUGUGUCUAUGUCCAGUCGGGACCUCUCAUGUGCCCCUGAGGAUGAACAGAACCAUUCAGAAUCUACUGCAGCUUUAUAAAAUCCCACCCAAAGAACGUUUUAACGGCCAUCCCGUCUUCUCCAGAGAACUCCUGAGCACCAAAAUGGAGGCCAAGGGCAUGCUGAUGUCGGCGGUGCUGCAGACGUACGAGGAGCUGCUGGGGCGCAUGCUGAAGCGGCUGCCGAGCCCCACGGCGGCCGCGCCCGCCGCCACCUCCGCGCCCGAAACCGGCGGCGACGCCCGAGUCGGACUCGACUACCUGCUGAGGCGCGUGCGGGAUCUGAGGAAGUACCGAUAUCAGGAGCAGGACAAACUUCUCGACGGCCUACACAAGCUCCAACACGUGCAGAUGGACGACCUGGUGGUCCAGAGCAAAGCAUUGUGGGAGCUGCCCUGGCUGUACGAGGAGGCCAGCUCGUUGGCCGAGAGGGUCCGGGCGAGAACGUCGCGGCGCCGGCGCCGGCGCCACGCGCGCAGCAGACCUUGAGCUGAAGGGAUUCGUUUUCAUCCGCUCACAUUUGACUUGUAUUUAUUACGACGCUCUCCACAAACACAUUUAGGGCUCCUGGAUAUUUAUGAUGCUAUUUAAGAUUUAUUUGUGAUUAUUUAUGAGCUAUUUAUUGAUUGGGAUGGAAUAA